Geodia barretti is the source of this 911-nucleotide messenger RNA. The record is from the annotation of a GenBank genome assembly. Lineage: Eukaryota; Metazoa; Porifera; Demospongiae; Tetractinellida; Geodiidae.
GGGUUUUAUCAGCGUGGGAAGAUUGUAUAGUGCAACCUAAUGCCUUUUAGAGUCCCUCUGUUAUUGUAACUCUUUAGCUGCAGGGUUACUUGUACAUAGUUAGUUUGGCUGUAGUGGUGCAUGCAUUGCAGCCUACAUAGCUACUCCCAAGACGAGCAGGUCUUUUCUGCUGGUCUUGUGUCUAGUGACAGUGUGUAAUGUACAGCCUGGACAGUCUCAAUCUGAUGUUGCUAGGAUUGCAGCAGCUGUGUUCGAAACUCUGAGUCCCCUAUUGAAUGAGUUGAAGGAAUACAUUAGCUGUGUGAAGAGUGAAAUAGCCAAUCUCAGUGAGACAGUCAAUCAUCUAGUUGAGGAACUGGAAUACCACAAGAAUGAAACUGCAUCUGAAUUAGCUGAUCUGGGAUCCUCUCUCCAGUUCAUCAUUGAUAAUCCACCAAUUGAGGCAGUGCGUAGUGCCGUAUUGAGGGCUCUACUGAAACAACAUGGAAGAGAAUAUCAAGAGAGAGAUUGGGCAGUUGGUUAAGGAGAGAUCUUCUGCUAUCAAUGAGACACUGAGGCAGCAGCUUGGCUUGGUGAACAGCUCCAUGAGAGACGAUCUCUACUGUGUCAAGACUGAGUUAAGCCGUGUCAAUGAAAUCAUCAGUGAUCUAAGUGGACACCUACAGACACACAGCCAGCAGAUCACAUCUGCAGUGGCUCAACUUGACACUAGACUAAGUGAUCUGAAUGAAUCAAUGAGAGAUGAUCUCAACUGUGUCAAGACUGAGUUAAGCCGUGUCAAUGAAAUCAUCAGUGAUCUUAGUGGACACCUACAAACACACAGCCAGCAGACUACAUCUGCAGUGACUAAACUUGACACCAGACUGAGUUCUCUGAAUGAAUCAAUGAGAGAUGAUUUCGAUGAUGUCAAG